AUGACAUGUCCUGAAACCCAUCACUUCACAAUUUUGAAAGCGUUUGAGUGUAUGCUUUCUCAGGCUGGCACAACGGCCACUUAUGAAGGUCGCUGGGGAAGAGGAACAGCACAGUACAGCUCCCAGAAGUUGGUGGAAGAAAGGUCCUUGAGGCAUCCUCUGAGGAGGCUGGAGAUUUCUCCUGACAGCAGCCCAGAGAGGGCUCACUACACGCACAGCGAUUACCAGUACAGCCAGAGAAGCCAGGCUGGGCAUACCCUGCGCCACCAAGAAAGCAGGCGGGCCGCCCUCCUAGUGCCACCGAGAUAUGCUCGUUCCGAGAUUGUGGGGGUCAGCCGUGCUGGCACCACAAGCAGGCAGCGCCACUUUGACACGUACCACAGACAGUACCAGCAUGGUUCUGUUAGCGACACCGUUUUUGACAGCAUCCCUGCCAACCCGGCCCUGCUCACGUACCCCAGGCCAGGGACCAGCCGCAGCAUGGGCAACCUCUUGGAGAAAGAGAACUACCUGACGGCAGGGCUCACCGUUGGGCAGGUCAGGCCGCUGGUGCCCCUGCAGCCCCUCACUCAGAACAGGGCUUCCAGGUCCUCCUGGCACCAGAGCUCCUUCCACAGCACCCGCACGCUGAGGGAAGCUGGGCCCAGUGUCGCCGUGGAUUCCAGCGGGAGGAGAGCGCACUUGACCGUUGGCCAGGUGGCGGCAGGGGGAGGUGGGAAUCUGCUCACUGAGAGAAGCACUUUCGCUGACUCCCAGCUGGGGAAUGCAGACAUGGAGAUGACUCUGGAGCGAGCAGUGAGUAUGCUCGAUGCAGACCACAUACCGCUGUCCAGGAUUUCUGCUGCAGCCACUUUCAUACAGCAUGAGUGCUUCCAGAAAUCUGAAGCUCGGAAGAGGGUUAACCAGCUUCGUGGCAUCCCCAAGCUUCUGCAGCUCCUAAAAGUUCAGAAUGAAGACGUUCAGCGAGCUGUGUGUGGGGCCUUGAGAAACUUAGUAUUUGAAGACAAUGACAACAAAUUGGAGGUGGCUGAACUAAAUGGGAUACCUCGGCUGCUCCAGGUGCUGAAGCAAACCAGAGACUUGGAGACCAAAAAACAAAUAACAGGUUUGCUGUGGAAUUUGUCAUCUAAUGACAAACUCAAGAAUCUCAUGAUAACAGAAGCAUUGCUUACGCUGACCGAGAAUAUCAUCAUCCCCUUUUCUGGGUGGCCUGAAGGAGACUACCCAAAAGCAAAUGGUUUGCUCGAUUUUGACAUAUUCUACAACGUCACUGGAUGCCUAAGAAACAUGAGUUCUGCUGGCCCUGAUGGGAGAAAAGCAAUGAGAAGAUGUGACGGACUCAUUGACUCACUGGUCCAUUAUGUCAGAGGAACCAUUGCAGAUUACCAGCCAGAUGACAAGGCCACAGAGAAUUGUGUAUGCAUUCUUCAUAACCUCUCCUACCAGCUGGAGGCAGAGCUCCCAGAGAAAUAUUCCCAGAAUAUCUAUAUUCAAAACCGGAAUAUCCAGACUGACAACAACAAAAGUAUUGGGUGUUUUGGCAGUCGAAGCAGGAAAGUAAAAGAGCAAUACCAGGACAUGCCGAUGCCAGAGGAAAAGAGCAACCCCAAGGGUGUGGAGUGGCUGUGGCAUUCCAUCGUGAUAAGGAUGUAUCUGUCACUGAUCGCCAAGAGUGUCCGCAACUACACACAGGAAGCAUCCUUAGGAGCUCUCCAGAACCUCACUGCCGGAAGUGGACCAAUGCCGACGUCAGUGGCUCAGGCAGUUGUCCAGAAGGAAAAUGGCCUUCAGCACACCCGAAAGAUGCUGCAUGUCGGUGACCUAAGUGUGAAAAAGACAGCCAUCUCGCUGCUAAGAAAUCUGUCCCGGAAUCUUUCUCUGCAGAAUGAAAUUGCCAAAGAAACUCUCCCCGAUUUGGUUUCCAUCAUUCCUGACACAGUCCCAAGUACUGACCUUCUCAUUGAAACUACAGCUUCUGCCUGUUACACAUUGAACAACAUAAUCCAAAACAGUUACCAGAAUGCACGGGACCUUCUAAACACCGGGGGCAUCCAGAAAAUUAUGACCAUCAGUGCAGGCGAUGCGUAAGUCCUUCA
This is a messenger RNA of Mandrillus leucophaeus (drill), 2096 nucleotides long. It is a transcript of the gene PKP2, whose product is annotated as plakophilin 2. Bases 1 to 2088 code for a protein of 695 amino acids. Gene Ontology annotation, biological process: desmosome organization; intermediate filament bundle assembly; heart development. NCBI's taxonomy places the organism in Eukaryota, Metazoa, Chordata, Mammalia, Primates, Cercopithecidae. Gene Ontology annotation, cellular component: cytoplasm; nucleus; adherens junction. The record is from RefSeq and is a predicted model, not a curated record. Gene Ontology annotation, molecular function: cadherin binding; alpha-catenin binding; protein kinase C binding. The transcript is spliced from 10 exons.